AUGACUCAAAUCGGCUGGUACGGCCUCGGGUCCAUGGGCCUCGCCAUGGCUAACAACCUCCAGCGACACCUGGCAGCCAAAAAAGCCCUGAGUCUACUCUACUCCAACCGCACCAUGUCUCGCGGCGGCCCUCUCCAGGCCCUCGGUGGUAUCCCGGAGCCUAGCUUCGACAAGCUCGUAUCCCGCUGUGGAAUCAUUUUCACCAUGGUAUCCAACGACUCAGUCCUCCAAACCCUUAUCUCAUCCGCGCUCAGCUCAGGCAAUUCCCUCAAAGAUAAGAUCUUCGUAGACUGCUCGACUGUUCACCCGCAGACCGUCAGCUCGGCCGUAGCCCAGCUCAAGGCUAAGCAAGCCUCGUACGUGGCCGCGCCGGUCUUUGGCGGGAAUCCUAUUGCUGUUGAUGGGAAGUUGGUGUUUGCGAUUGGUGGGCCGGGGAGUGCGACUGAGGUUGUUAAGCCGCUUAUUCAGGAUGUUAUGGGGAGGAAGGUUAUUGAGUGUGGGGAGGAUGCUACUAAGGCUUCGUUGUUGAAGAUUGCUGGAAAUAUUGUUACUGUGAAUAUGAUGGAGGCUGUUGGUGAGGCGCAGGUUUUUGCUGAGAAGACUGGUCUUGGAACAGGUCCGAUGGAAGAGUUGAUUGGUGAGGCUUUUGGUCCUGUUGCUGGAGGAUAUUCUAAGAGAUUGACUACUGGGGUUUACGCACCGCCUCUGGAUGCACGCCCCGGUUUCGGCGUGUCUCUGGCUAUCAAAGAUGCCAGACAUGCGAUGUCCAUGGCCGAGGUGCAUGGAGUCAAGCUUCCUGCUCUUGAGUUGGCCCGAAAGAAUAUGGAGGCGGCCCGCAAUUAUGCCGGUGAGUGCCUCGACAGCAGCUCCAUGUACGGAACAUUGCGACAGCAGGCUGGGCUCCCAUUCUGGAAUGAGAAGAGUCGGCAAGAGUAG
This is a messenger RNA of Penicillium subrubescens, 936 nucleotides long. Its product is annotated as NAD(P)-dependent oxidoreductase. NCBI's taxonomy places the organism in Eukaryota, Fungi, Ascomycota, Eurotiomycetes, Eurotiales, Aspergillaceae. The transcript has 5 exons. The record is from RefSeq and is a predicted model, not a curated record. Gene Ontology annotation, molecular function: NADP binding; oxidoreductase activity, acting on the CH-OH group of donors, NAD or NADP as acceptor; NAD binding. The coding region runs from base 1 to 936 and encodes 311 amino acids.